AUGAACUCGGAACAACGGGAUGAUCCAGCGGCGGCCAAUUCUACUGGGCAACUCACGGCAAAUACCUUGUCUUCGGCAUCGAAUGCAACUCACGGCCCUGAACGUUCAGUCGAAAGCCCUUGGUCGUGGCUUUUUACCCCGGAACUUCCCGAUGGGAACAAACUUUGGGCCUUGAUUGAAGAAUACUUCUCUCAUAUCCAUCCACUGCGAUGUUUUGGAUUUGUACAUAAGCCAUCAUUCAUGCAAAGAAUAGAUGAGGAUGCUGUAUCCUUCCGUGACGAAGAAUCGUUGCUCCACGUGAUCUGUGCGCUUGGUGCGAAAUUUAUCGCUUUGAAUUAUGCACCUCAGCUGUCCCCCGAGCAUAUACUGACCGCGGGGAAUCAAUGGGCCAAGAUCGCGAAGGCUCGAAUAUUUGUCGACUUAGAUGACCUUUCAAUUGAAAAGUUAAUGACAGCAAUACUUCUCUACGACCACGAUCUUCGGAUCGGAAGCUAUGCGAGCGCUUUCAUGCUGAGCGGGAUGACCGCCCGAAUGUCACAAGCAUUGCAGUUAAACCUAGAAAGCUCCGCCGAUCUGCUUUGUUCAAAGUCAGAAUCAUCACCCGUCGUCAAUGAAGCACGACGUCGUUUAAUGUGGAGCUGCUAUGUCAUGGACAGUUGGGUAGGCAGUGGCGUUAAUCAACUCACUCUGCUUGAAGAUCGAGAUGUCAAAAUCCAGCUGCCAUGCCAUAGUCAUAACUUUACCCUGGGUAUUCCCUGUAUCACAGAAACACUUGACGCUGGCAAGGUCCUGAAUUUUGUUCCCGAGAAUGAGAUUCCCCCAGACCCGUCUCAAAAUAUGGGAAUAGAGUCAUACUUCAUUCGUCUUGUGAGCAGUCGGAAGAAGGUAUUGCGAUAUGUCAAGCAUUUAGAUACCUCAGACCCUCCUUGGCAAGCUGGCUCCGAAUUUCUAUUACUAUCAGCCGAAUUUGACACAUGGCGGCGAUCACUUCCGCAAAGCUUGAUGUGGAGUCCGGGCGCCAUCUAUGCCCGUAAAGAAUCAUCUCAACUUGGCGCGUUGGCACUACUUUGGUGUACUUUUCAUCAAACAUUGGUUGAUCUAUACCGUAUCGGCAUGCCAAUCUUAUUCCGAAUCCAGAAAGACAUCGAUUUCCCACCCGAACAACAAGAAUUUCUGGAUAACUGCCGGAGGGCUUGCUUCGAUAAUGCCCGGGAGGUGUCUACCAUCAUAUCUGAGGCACUGAGACACGGAAUCAAAGUCCUCGCGGAUACUUGGCUCUGCAUCAUUGCGCAUGACAGCACCAAGGUCAUGCUUUACUACUUAAAGCUAAACGAACGCUUGCGCACACUAGAGCAGAGAGAAUUCGACAGCACAAUAGCUCUAGCGCAGCGAAACCUUGAAGGACUACUGCAAAUGAGACCUAUGGUUGCAACUGCCGAACAUUGUUACUUAUCUGUCCUCAAGAUGAUGAUUGCUGCUGGAAUUCAGCCGCAGCUAUCUCACAGUGCUAUUUCUGCUCCCCGAGCCCCCAAUGAAACCGAAACGGCACCCACCGCUCAAGGAUCUCCAAUGCAAGAAUCCCCAGAAAAUGUCCUCAACCCACUCGCUAUCUAUCGAAUGGCCCGAACGGCUUUGCACGAAAAAGGUGUACAAUCAUCUGCGUCGAAUUCCCCAUCUACCCAAAACACUGCUUCACCCGCGACAACACGUUCACGCCUUGGCCGGACUCGCCACCACGAUCAGCCAAGAGUCGAUGUUCCACACAUGCCUUCUCCAACCUCAGGCCAGACGCUCAAUGAAUUUCCCGGGUCUAAUAUCUACCAGGGCACGGAGAAUUUCUACCUCCCCCAACAUAGAGAGGACCCAUCGCUAGCAAUGGCGAACUUGGUACCCAUGGCCGCUGGUCUUGGUGGAACCUGGGACCCGGGCGAUUUAGCCGUCAUGGACAUACUAGAUGGAGGUAUCGCACCAUGGACCGCAGAAUAUCUGACAGAUGGUCAAUCUGGGGUAGAUCCAUUCCUCUUCCCGUUCUAA
Molecule: messenger RNA, 2034 nt
Organism: Penicillium manginii
Lineage: Eukaryota; Fungi; Ascomycota; Eurotiomycetes; Eurotiales; Aspergillaceae
Product: fungal specific transcription factor domain-containing protein
Exons: 7
Coding region: 1-2034 (677 amino acids)
Biological process (GO): DNA-templated transcription
Cellular component (GO): nucleus
Molecular function (GO): zinc ion binding; DNA binding
Source: RefSeq, a predicted model, not a curated record